AUGGCGACCGCACCCGCACUCUACCCAAGCCUGGCCAACAAAACCGUCGUGAUCACCGGCGGCGCAGAAGGCAUCGGCGCCGCAACGGUCGAGCUCUUCGCGCUCCAAGGCAGCAAAGUGAUCUUCCUCGACAUCGCAGACGACGCAGCACAAACCACCAUAGCCCGCGUCGUCUCGCGAACCGAAGAAGCCGCAGCGCGUGGUGGACCUGCAAUAACACCACCCAUCUUCUACCACUGCGACGUGUCGAAUCUCCCGACGCUCCAAGAAACAGCAUCUAGGAUCUUAAGCGAGCACGGACCCGUCCAUGUGCUCAUCAACAACGCCGCGGCAACAGGGAGCGCUGCGCGGAUGGACACAGCGGGUGUUACAGCUGAAUCCUGGGAAACUAAUAUAAACACGAACCUACGGCAUGUCUUCUUCCUCACACAGGCCGUUUUACCCGGUAUGAAAGAAGCCGGCUCCGGGGCCAUCGUGAACCUCGGCUCGAUAUCGUGGCGGAUUCCGGCGGCGGGACAGCCCGUGUACGCGGCGUGCAAGGCGGCGAUUAUGGGGCUGACGCGCGUGCAGAGUAAGGAAGUUGGUGGUGCGGGGAUUCGCAUUAAUAGUGUUAUGCCCGGGGCGAUUGCGACGGAGAGGCAGAGGCGCGAGGUGUUGACGGAGGAAUACCGGGAGGAGGUGAUGAGGGGCCAGAGUUUGAAGAGGGAUUUGGUGCCGAUGGAUGUGGCGAGGGUGGUUGUUUUCCUGGCGAGUGAGGAGGCGGGGGCUAUCACGGGCAGCUCGGUUGUUGUUGAUGGGGGGUGGGUGAGUGAUCCUUGA
Aspergillus mulundensis is the source of this 819-nucleotide messenger RNA. RefSeq names its product SDR family NAD(P)-dependent oxidoreductase. The record is from RefSeq and is a predicted model, not a curated record. Bases 1 to 819 code for a protein of 272 amino acids. Gene Ontology annotation, molecular function: oxidoreductase activity. NCBI's taxonomy places the organism in Eukaryota, Fungi, Ascomycota, Eurotiomycetes, Eurotiales, Aspergillaceae. The transcript has a single exon.